Molecule: messenger RNA, 5436 nt
Organism: Lytechinus variegatus (green sea urchin)
Lineage: Eukaryota; Metazoa; Echinodermata; Echinoidea; Temnopleuroida; Toxopneustidae
Product: tubulin polyglutamylase TTLL5-like
Exons: 33
Coding region: 170-4798 (1542 amino acids)
Biological process (GO): microtubule cytoskeleton organization; protein polyglutamylation
Cellular component (GO): cilium
Molecular function (GO): tubulin-glutamic acid ligase activity; tubulin binding
Source: RefSeq, a predicted model, not a curated record
AUUGCGCAUGCUCUGUUCAAUUGCCGUGACAACAAAUUGUGUCUCUGAAUUUUGUAAGCCAAGUAAAAGGCGAGGAUUUUUAGUUUUUUCCUAUUCUAACAUGUGAUGCUGAGAUAAUACAGCUGUACACUCCUUUUUUGCACUAAUGGACUAGGCACUUUGAAUUAACAUGGCAUCCAGUGUAUCAUCUGAUAAUGAUGAUGAUUAUGAUUCAGAUGUCACAUGCGGGAGCAGUGACACAGAUGAUAAAGAUUCCUAUGACAGUGGGAACUCCUCAAAUGAUGCUGACACAGGCAAUGAUGAGAGUGAAGAGGAGAGCGAGGAUGAUGACGAUAACGAUGAUGAUGACGGGAGAUCAGGAGAAAAGCUUGAGAAUGUAAUGUGGUGUGGGCCAAAGAAGAAUCUUCCUGUGUUGGUGUUCAGACCUGAGUGUAAUUUCACCAAAGUCAAGCGACUAUAUGCAACAGGAGAAAAGCACCAUCUUGCCUAUAAGAUAGUUCGUACAGACUGCAGAGUGAUCAGACAGCUUCUACACAAACAUGGGUUUCAUGAGGUUCAUCCGAACAGCUCUGAUUUCAACUUGAUGUGGAUUGGUUCUCAUGUUAAACCAUACACGUUGAGAAGCUUUACUGACUUUCAGAAAAUCAACCAUUUUCCAAGGUCCUAUGAAAUUACUAGAAAAGACAGAUUGUACAAAAACUUUCAACGUAUGCAACAUGCAAAGGGUGCCCGCCAUUUUGAUUUCUUGCCGCAAACCUUCUGCACUCCUUCGGAGUUUGAUGACUUAGUGGCUGCACAUAACAAAGAAAGAGGAACGUGGAUUGUUAAACCAGUAGCUUCAUCCAGAGGAAGGGGAAUCUUCCUUGUCAAUAGUCCUCAGAAUGUACCAUUAGAUGCAGCUUAUGUUGUGUGUCGAUACCUCAACAACCCUCUACUCAUUGAUGGUUUCAAGUUUGACCUGAGGCUUUAUGUAGCAGUGACUUCAUAUGACCCUCUUCGUAUAUACCUCUAUGAAGAAGGCUUGACCAGGUUCGCUACUGUGCAAUACCAACAGAACAAUAAGACAAUAAAGAACACGUGCAUGCAUUUGACCAACUACAGUUUGAACAAGAAGAGUCGUGAUUACGUCAAGUGUGAUGACGGAGACAUUGAGGACUAUGGAAACAAGUGGAGUUUAGGAGCAAUGCUAAGGUACCUCAAGAAACAAGGCAAGGAUGCUAAACUUCUACUUUCGAGAAUAGAAGAUGCAGUGAACAAAACAAUAAUCUGUGCAGAGCUUCCUGUGGCUACCGCCUGUAAGAUGUUCCAACCAUACAGGGGAAAUUGCUUUGAGCUUUAUGGUUUUGAUAUCUUAGUAGAUGCCAAUCUCAAACCCUGGGUGUUAGAAGUCAAUCUCUCUCCAUCAUUAGCUACUGAAGCACCGAUCGACAUGAAGAUCAAGUCUAACGUGUGUGGUGAUCUCUUUAGUUUAACCGGUUUCGUUGUACAAGAUCCCGUGAUGAGACGCAUGCAGCAGAGUAGAAGAAAUCAGGAUCUAGCUGCUUCUAGUACACUAAGACAACAGAAGGAGCGCAUUGGCUCUGCCUUCUCGCGACAAAGACCCAACUCUGCCGGGGUGGUGGGUAACAAGCUUGUCAGACCAAACUCUGGUAGAAAGUCCGCAGCAGCAUCGUCGGGUCCCAAAGAUGGUUCCGGACUGACUCUAGAAGAACGAAAGAUAAUCCUCGAAAGCAGGGAGGAAUACGCUAGGAGAGGGGGAUGGAUGAGAACUUUUCCCUCACCAAACUCAAUGGAGAAAUAUGGUUCCUUAAUGGAAAGUAGGAAUUCCAUGAACCAUUUACUACAUUCAAGACUCUUCUCUGACAAUGUGGAUUCUAGUAGUUCAUCUCCCAGACCUAAAUCGGCUCAUUCAACUUUGGCUUCAUCCAGAGCCAGACAGUGCACGAAGAUGUCUCAUGGGAUGAUGCAUGAACUCCAAGAGAGGGAAUUUGAAGAGCAUUUAGCCCAGUUACUCCGGAAGCUCAGUACCAAAGACAACUCGGUAGAAAGGCGCAACCUACGCAACAGGGUCCGCAACAAAUUUCCUGCCACAAAGAGGCUAGCACCAAACCCCAGGACUGCAGUUCCGAGCAAAAUUGAGGUGAAGUCAGAACCCUUACCAUCCAGGACACCUCUUGCCCAGGGCAAACUGGACUCACGGCCCCAAACAGGACAAAACAAAAACCCUGUAAAGCAAACUGAACCCACUGGCCAACAAACUCAUAGCACAAAUGCUGCAGUAGCUUCACAUCAACCACCACCAUCAUCAAAACAAACCUCUGGUACAUCGCAAGUUAAUAUGAACGAUACAAAGGGUGUAGAUAGAGGAGGAGGUGGUGGUGAAGGGACAGGUAUAACUGGAUCAUCUGCUAAUGGGGUGCAAGGUAAACCCCCCGUUGGACCCAGUCAGGGAUCAGGAGGGGUGAAAACAGAGAACAAUAUUGGAGCUAGGAUGGUUCUAGAGGUACAGAAACCAAAAGGACCGACUAAAGAAGAGAUCCGAGAGAUGGUGAAUGUCCCUGAUAUCUUGGACAGGGGCGGUGAUUUAAGCAAGCUGCAAGCCAGAAAUGCCUUUGCUACCUACCUCCUGAGAGUUCAACAGAGAUUACUCGCCGAAACAAGCAAACCACCAGAGAAACUAGACGAGACAGACCAACAUGAUGAACAAAUGGAUCUUGUGUUGCGAUUCCUGAAGAGGGCAGCAAGCAAUCUUCAACAGCAAUUCAAAGUGAUAGUGCCUAGUAGAAAGCUUCCCAUUCACGACAGGAGAAGAAUCCUUGCAAAGCAACUAGUGGAUUUUGUCCAGAUAUAUAGCAAGGAAACAGAUGAAAUGGAGAGUAAGAAACCUAAGAAGAUCGUCAAACCUCACAAUCAUCAUCAGUUUGAAGAGGAAGAUGAGAGCAUUGAUGACAAUAGGUUCUCUCAUUUUGUUGGAGUGGCCAACGAGAAUGAGUUGGAAGAACUCCUUACGACGUACACCAAACAGAACAAAUCAGCCAGCAUCUUCCUCGGAACCAGUACCAGCAAUCCUAAAUCGAUAUCAGAGAUGAUGUCACAACCUACCUCGGUCAACAAUGCCAACCAUCAACAUCACAAUAACCAUCAACAUCACAAUAACCAUCAACAUCACCAGCAGCAGGUUCAGCAACAUCAUCAUCAUCACAGGCAUGGUAGCAAUGCAGGACCGGCACUGUUGCAUCGGCGGUCAAGUUCUACAGAGAAUUUACAUACUACCAGUCACAAGGGUAGUGGAGCUGCUGGAGAUACAGCGAAAGAUACAAAUUUCAGCUCAAUCCCAGCUAAGCAUGGUAUCCACUCAGCUAAAGCUCUUCAACACUACUAUGCUGCAGCAGGUGCCAGCAAUACUGCUACCACCGGCGAUGGACACCACUACCAGCAGCCGCAGCAUCAUCCCAUGACGUCAUCACAACCAUCUUCAUCACUCCCCAAACGCCCCCACUCAUCCACGCCCAACACCGCUGAGGCUCGAUACGCAUCGUCAGCAGACGGUGCCGUACAGGUCUACAGCUCGAGGUAUAAUCGCCAGCGACCGUACUCUGCCAAAGCUGGAUUCGAUUCAGGGGAUGGUAGAUCUUCACUGGGGAGACCCAACUCUGCUGUUGUCUACAGAGACUCUUCGGGAGGACAAAUAGCUGCAAGGCAUUUUUCAGAGAGUAGUCAACAAGCAAUCCAAGAAGCUCUUCAGAGACUGGCCAAGCGACAAGCCGCGCGUCAGUACUCAUCGUCUAGUGUUCAGAACCAGAACCUGCUAACACAGAAGUAUGUUGAACAACACUUUGGACUAGUCAAUCCUCCUCAGGGGCCUGUUCAGGCUACCCCUGUGACUGGAUAUGGAUCAAACCCGGUCUUGACCAGUACACUCGGUAGGAGUAGCUCCCGUGCACGAUCUAGUAGCGUUGGCCUCGUGAGAAGCCCUAGCCAGAACUCUAUAACAUCAGCAGUUGCAAUGGAUUCACACAGUGGAAGUACAGUGCCACAGAGAAGCGCAAGUAACAGUCGGGUGAGCAGCGCUGCCCUCAACGAGAAGGGACGUAACGGAGCGAGUCAGGAGCAAACAGGCCACAUGCGCCGAUCCAGUCACAGCGGUGUUGCCUUAAAUAGAACUCACAGCUUCACAACGGAUACAAGCUCUAAAGAUAGCUCAGAGCUCAGUGGACCGACAAAUGCAUCAAAAACAAGCAGCAACCAUAGUUUGUCAGAUGAUGCAUACAGCGCCCAGAUCAAGGCCCUGCAAAAUCUCACCGUUUCUAAUCGGACUCCCUACCCAAACGCAGCUAAUGCGUUACAGCAUCAACAGGAAGGGAAGAACAGCGUGCCACUAGGGGGCAGUAGACAGAUGAGCGGUGGUGCAUCUCGGCCGAUGAGCCUUCAGGAGCAGCAGCAGAUGGCUUAUGAGUUGUCCCAACAAAGCAAGGCCAAGCACCAAGAGAAGAUUGCCCAAGCACAUACCAAUGCAUCAGCUUUACGUGAUGCCAUCCACAGGAGUUCAUCAGCAUCAUCGGUCAACAAUAAUUCAUCAUCUUCAUCUCCUAACCGCCAACCACGUCCGCCUCCACAGUCUGCUAAUGCCCGUAAACCGAUCAGCACCAAGCGUCUAGCGAGGACAAGCCAGAUGGAAGAAGGUCCAAGGAGCAGUAGCAAUAGUUUCUAUACCAGUCUGAAAUAUAACAAUAUGACAGGAGGGGUUACCAACAAACAUCAAACAGGUUCUAUUCAAGCACAAGUGAUACGUCACUAACCAUGGGCUAGGAGAUGAAGAAUGGUCACCUACUUCAGUGUGCGUGGUAUUGCUUAGGUCCCCAGUCACACCUAGCAAACUGACUCCAACCCAAGUGAUUCUGUGAUUGUAUGCCAUUUAUUUAUUCAUUGUUCUUUAUUCUGUUUGAUGUAACCAGGGUAGUCUCUGCAGUAUGAAACUGCUUAAUAAGAGAGGAGCUCAGGGGCCGGUUGCAGAAAGAAUUGCGUUCAAACGCAAGUCCCGAAUACGGGGGCCUCAUUGGCUGAAAAAUCAAGUUGCGCAAGAUUUUUUGAGAUGCGUUUGAUCGCAACUCUUUCUGCAACGGAGCCCUGCACAGUUAAUAUACAAUCAUAAUACAGUACAUAACAGGAGACUAAGCUAGAGUAUUUAGAAAAUAUGAUUAAUUACAGAACCAGAAAAAAAUGGUAUUAAUGUAAUAGAUUUGGUCAGUCUGGAGUUAAUUUAGCCAGAAUGACUGUGGCGUCAGAGACGCCAUUCAGUAUAUUGCCAACAGGAAUCCCACAAUAACAUACUUGGGGGGUGUUGCAUGGAAUAGCAAGUCUAUUUUAGGUCCCCAAAUCGAUCACAUGUCUGGCGAUAAAUGGCAGUUUUGCACUUUAUUGCUGAGUUACAAAUUA